UAUCGCGAGAACACGCCGUCUAACUCUUCUGCGUGCAAGAGUCGUAUCGCGAGAAUAGCGCAACGGGUAUGGUAGGCGGUGACCUCAUCGUCGUCGAGAGGCGGAGCGAACCGCUGCAACUUUGGAUGAACUUCUGAUUUGAACAAACCGAGAGGCGGUCGGCGGAGUGCGCGGACAACAACAGACACAAAGGUGAAGAGAACAAGAGUUUUUCAGCUACAAACUCUUUACAGCCGUUUCGUUUUAUCUUUACCGGCCGUGACGGUUUUUUGUAUGACGGUGACUGACUAGCGAGAGCGUUAUUUUUCCUCUCGACAACGCUGACAAGGUGGAAAUAAAUAAAGGGAAACCUCUGACGACAAACACACAAGUAGGGGAAACAGAGGCACGGGAUUAAAAGAAAGCAUAUCCUGGUCAUUGUUCGUCACUGCUGGAUGGAGGAAACUGUUUCUACUUGAAGUUGGGGAAGCUGUCAUCUGUUUGCAGUGCUUUGUGUUUACAAGAGAUCCAGACACCCACAGUCAAGGGAGAGACUUUUUUUUUUUUUUUUUUUUUUUUUUUAUAAACAAGGCCAGCACCAAAUGUGUCCGUAAGACUCGCUCUUCACUUCACUCAGAGGACAUUAUGAUGACCCUAAUCUAAACCCUUCAGCAACCUUUCCCUCCCAUCUCCCCUCCCCACACCCUUUCCCAUCUCUAUCAUGACCAGUCUGAAGCGUUCUCAGACAGAGCGCUCGGUUGGGGGCUCAGUGCCGGCUACUGAUGAGUUCUAUACCCGCCGCCUGCGACUGCCCAAUGGAGGGGCACCACCACCCCGCAGUGAGAGCGCCCACAUCUCCUCCUCCUCCACCACUGGCACCAACCCCGGUGUUCCCAAAAUGGGGGUUCGGGCUCGUGUGGCUGAUUGGCCCCCAAGGAAAGAUGGAGGUGGAGGGGGUGUUUGGCAUAUCACUGUGGAAACAGACUCACCCAGCUCUACUAACACCACCAGCUCUUCAGGAUCAGGAAGUGGUGAUAGAGAAAGACUUAUAGGAGGAGGAGGAAGUGGUGGAGGAGGAGGCGGAGGAGGAGGUGGUGGUGGUGGUGGUAGUGGUGGUGGAGGAGGAAGUGGUGGUGGUAGUGGUGGUGGUGGAGGAGGAGGGGUGUCAGCCGUCACAGCCCACAGCAAUCUGUCAGCCAAGCUGGGCCACCUGAUAAGCCCACAGGACUCAUCCAUGCUUCGCAACAUCCACAACACACUAAAAAACAAGAUGCAGAGCAAGGGAAAAGACAAUCGCUUCCUGUCACCGGAUGGCUAUCUGGGCUCACCUCGCAAAGGCAUGAGGCGCAUCCGCCAGCGCAGUAACAGUGAUAUAACCAUCAGUGAGCUGGACGGGGAUGGCAAUGAGGGCUGGUCCUUCUCUGGGUGGACACCCAUGCACCGUGAGUAUGGCAGCACUUCAUCCAUAGAUAAACAUGGUGUGUCAGGAGAAAGCUUCUUUGACAUGCUAAAGGGAUACCAGUCGUCUGAAGCACCUGAUCAGCGAAGCCCCGCUCCAGAGAGGCUAACAGAGCUACUUACCGUGGCCCCAAUAAAACAGGCUGCCCUGGACCUGCCAGAUGGACCUUUAGGUCCAGCCAGAGGUAGUCCUGCCAGUCGGCUGAAAGAACGAGAGAAGCACUUGAAGAGGAGGUCAAAGUCAGAGACAGGUGGAGAGUCAAUAUUCCGUAAGCUGCGCAGUGUGAAGGUGGAGGGUGACACAUCGAGGACUGGCUCAGAUGUUGAGGAUGGGGGGAAAGGGGAUGAGAGUGGCCCACCUCCCAAACCCUGGGUGUGUCAAAAAGGAUUUUCCCAUUUUGAUGUCCAGUCUCUUCUUUUCGACCUUAAUGAGGCAAUUCAAAAUCGUCAAUCUGGGUCCAAACGCAAAAACACCACUACAGGUGCCUCAGCUGCCGCUGCCGCCUCUGCUUCGGCCACAUCCUCUCUAUCCUCCAAUCAGAGUGGAGUGUAUGGGUCACCCUGUGGCUCACAAGAGGAGCUGAGUAAGGAGGGGACAGGAGGAGGACACAGUACCAACCCUGCUUUGGACCCUGGUGAUGACAAGAGCAAUGACCUGGUGCUCAGCUGCCCUUGUUUCAGGAAUGAAAUUGGUGGAGAGGGUGAGAGGAACAUCUCUCCUGCGAAACAGCAGGGCAGCAUAGGUAGUGGUGGGAGCUCAAGCAAUUCUUCUGGCAGUACAGAGGAAGGACCUUUGGAUGCCACUCUCACUACUCAUUUUACCAACGCUGGUGUGGCUGUGUUGGAGGCCACCAAGGACGGGCCAAGCCAACAUGCUGACAGGUCCAAACGAUACAUUGUGGAACAUGUUGACCUCGGCGCCUAUUACUACCGAAAGUACUUCUACCUCAGAGAACACUGGAACUACCUGGGGGUAGAUGAGAACCUGGGCCCAGUUGCAGUGAGUCUGAGGAGGGAGAAGUUAGAGGAAAACAAGGAGCAUGGUCAGCAGUACAACUACAGGGUCAUCUUCAGAACGAGUGAGCUAAAUACCCUGAGGGGCUCCAUCCUGGAAGAUGCAGUACCUUCCACAUCCAAGCAUGGUCUAGCUCGAGGCCUGCCCCUCAAAGAGGUGCUGGAGUACCUGGUACCUGAGCUAAAUGUCCACUGCCUGCGCCUGGCACUCAAUACACCUAAGGUCACUGAGCAGCUGAUGAAGCUGGAUGAACAGGGGUUGAGUUUCCAGCGGAAAGUGGGGGUGAUGUACUGCAUGGCAGGCCAGAGUAGUGAGGAGGAGAUGUACAACAAUGAAUCAGCUGGUCCUGCACUUGAGGAGUUCCUUCAUCUGCUGGGAGAGAGGGUUCGACUCAAAGGCUUCACCAAGUACCGGGCCCAGCUGGACACCAAGAGUAUGUGUAUUCACAGAAACUACAAGUUGUCCUACAAGUACAGUGGAAAAAAACUUCAGAUGGUGUUACACUGACACUGAAACUAAUACAUAGUCCACAGCAGCAGGGUAAAAAUUGUCAUUGAUUAGAGGAGUCUUGUGGUCACUUGCCUGGCAAGCAUUUGAUGGAUUGUGGCAUGCAGGAUGUGAUCAAGCCCUCUGACAUGUUCAUGUUCAUGCAUGUUCAAUGCAUGGACAUGCAAUUUGAUAUUCAUA
Micropterus dolomieu (smallmouth bass) is the source of this 3139-nucleotide messenger RNA. RefSeq names its product signal-induced proliferation-associated 1 like 1 (gene sipa1l1). Gene Ontology annotation, cellular component: cytoplasm. Gene Ontology annotation, biological process: activation of GTPase activity; regulation of small GTPase mediated signal transduction. Lineage: Eukaryota; Metazoa; Chordata; Actinopteri; Centrarchiformes; Centrarchidae. The record is from RefSeq and is a predicted model, not a curated record. Gene Ontology annotation, molecular function: GTPase activator activity. The transcript has 8 exons. Bases 701 to 2959 code for a protein of 752 amino acids.